CCAGUAGACUUAAGAAGAAGUGUGAAGGCUUGCCUUGUUAAGGUUAUUUGAACGUAGGUGCAUGUUUUCCAAUUAAAAAGAAAUGAACACUAAAAGUAAAACUGCAGAACGAAAUGGAACUAUAAAACACCAAACAAGUUCGGUUUGGAGUAGAGCUCUUACUUCCAAUUCGGAAUGGCCCGAUAAAGAAGAAUUUUUGGAUGUGAUUUAUUGGGCCAGACAAGUAAUAGGUAUAAUACUCGGUAUUGUUUGGGGAUUAAUUCCGUUGAAAGGAUUUUUGGGAUUGGUAUUAUUCGUAACGCUUAACGCCGCAAUAAUUUACGUGUAUUUCAGUAGUUUUCAAAAUGUGGACGAAGAGGAUUACGGCGGCGCUUGGGAACUCACGAAAGAAGGGUUUAUGACUUCUUUUGCGGGCUUUUUGGUUACAUGGAUCAUUAUAUAUUCAGGGCUUUAUGGAGAACCGGAAAUACUCUGAUAAAUAGAAUUUAGAAUUUUAAUGCUGCUGUAAAUAUUCCAUUAUGUAUAGUUCAUCAGUUUUUGUUAAUUUAUGUCAUCU
Molecule: messenger RNA, 556 nt
Organism: Cylas formicarius (sweet potato weevil)
Lineage: Eukaryota; Metazoa; Arthropoda; Insecta; Coleoptera; Brentidae
Product: GEL complex subunit OPTI
Exons: 4
Coding region: 83-475 (130 amino acids)
Biological process (GO): mitochondrial respirasome assembly
Source: RefSeq, a predicted model, not a curated record